AUUACACGCCCAUCGACCCAAAGGGCGCGCAUAAGACUUGCCAUCGGGCUUUGGUGGUAUUCUGUUGUUUUCCAGUGUCAUCCAUUUCGGGACCUGAGCCAACCUUGGACAUUCGCUUGCUGGCUCUAUCUGUGAUUAAUAUAUAUGUACAAGACCUUCGUGAGGAAAGGCCCAAGGUUGCAGAACGCUUCUUCAUCUACAUUUAAAUCUUUGGAGCUACGAUCUAGAGGUUUCUCCUUCUCGAAAGGAUUAGACAUGGACGCCGAUCAAUUCAGGAAAGCUGCCCACGCGGCCAUUGAAGAAAUCAUUGCCUACAACCAAGAACUCCCCAAAUACCCUGUGCUGCCGACCAUCAAGCCAGGAUUCCUCGCACCACAACUGCCAACAUCAGCACCAGAGAAACCAGAAGCAUGGCCUGAAAUACAGUCGGACAUCGCAUCGAAAAUCGUGCCUGGGAUCACUCACUGGCAAUCACCUAAUUUCAUGGCUUUUUUCCCGGCAGGCGUCACUUACCCGUCUAUGCUCGGGGAGAUGUAUUCUGCCGCAUUCACGGCUCCGGCAUUCAAUUGGCUGUGCAGUCCUGCGUGCACCGAACUGGAAACCGUGGUAAUGGACUGGCUGGCCAAGGCUUUUCAGCUGCCCAAGGAGUUUCUUAGCACGAGUGCCAAUGGCGGCGGAGGGACCAUCCAGGGCAGUGCGAGUGAGGCGAUUGUGACCUGCAUGGUUGCUGCAAGGGAGAGAUAUCUGCACAGUAAGUGUGAUGCGGAGGGGUUGAAGCCUGGGUCGCCCGAGAGAGAGGAUCGUAUUGCUUUCCUGAGAGGACGACUGGUUGCCUUGUCGAGUGAUCAAGCCCAUUCCUCGACGCAAAAGGGAGCUUUGAUCGCCGGUACCAGGUACAGGUCUAUCCCGACAAAGCUCGAAAAUGAAUUGUCUUUGAAGAGGGAGGAGCUGGAAGCUGCCCUGGAGCAAUGCAAGGCUGAAGGUCUCGAACCCUACUACAUCACCCUGACGCUGGGCACGACCUCGACAUGUGCAGUUGACGACUUUGCUGGCCUCGCCCCAGUUCUCAAAGCACACCCAGAUCUUUGGGUUCACAUCGAUGCGGCUUACGCCGGGGCAGCUUUGGUCUGUCCUGAAUACGCCUCGAAGUACUCUCCACAAAUGAUCAUCGCCGACUCGUUCAACAUGAACAUGCACAAAUGGCUCCUCGUAAACUUUGACGCAUCCUGCCUGUUCGUCCAGAACCGGAACCAUUUGACGCGUGCAUUGUCCAUUUCGGCAGCCUAUUAUACGAACAAACACUCCGAUAGUGGCUUGGUCACGGAUUAUCGAGACUGGCAGAUUCCCUUGGGAAGAAGAUUUCGGGCAUUGAAAAUCUGGUUUGUUAUGCGGAGUUAUGGUCUAGAAGGCAUGAGGGAACAUAUCAGAAAGUCGGUGGAGAGAGGCGAGGUCUUUGCUGACCUUGUCCGCGGGCGAAGUGAUCUAUUCGAGCUGGUCGCAGAGCCGCGAUUUGGAUUGACGUGUUUCCGAGUCAAGCCUUCAGCCCUGGCAGAGCAGGCAAACACGGCAGAGACGAAUGCGGACUUUGUGCCCCAGUCUGCAGCAAUGCAGCAAAGAGAACAAGAUGCGAAUGAGGUGACGAAGCACAUUGGGGAGUUGAUCAACGAGCGAGGUCAGAUUUUCAUUACCUGCAGCAGCACGGCAGGUAAAUCUUUCAUGCGGGUUGUUAGUGGCAACCCACACGGGGAGGAGAAGUAUAUAAGGGGAGCGUUUGAGAUCAUUACGAAAACGACAGAGGAGGUCAUCGCUUCGAGGAAGCCGGUGAAUGAGAUGAAUUGAUUGACGUAUGAGGAGCGCACCGCAUAUAGACGACCCGUUCUUGAGUGACCCUGUCCUCUCGACAAUUUUGGGUGUUCUCGAAAGCACGACCAAGAAGACAGUUUUGAUAGAUAAUAGAUCAUGAGUAUGAC
This is a messenger RNA of Cladophialophora immunda, 1970 nucleotides long. RefSeq lists its product as uncharacterized. Bases 145 to 1839 code for a protein of 564 amino acids. Gene Ontology annotation, biological process: amino acid metabolic process. NCBI's taxonomy places the organism in Eukaryota, Fungi, Ascomycota, Eurotiomycetes, Chaetothyriales, Herpotrichiellaceae. The transcript is spliced from 2 exons. The record is from RefSeq and is a predicted model, not a curated record. Gene Ontology annotation, molecular function: carboxy-lyase activity; pyridoxal phosphate binding.